CUUGCACAAACGGUAUUUGACAUUUGUGAGCUAAACACCUUAAUAUUUACCAGCGCUUGUUAUUGUGUGAAUUUUGUGAAAAUAAGUGAGCCUUGAGAAAUAUAUAUAUAGAUAUAUAAAAAGAAAAUAUUUUUGAGAAAAUAAGUAGCCUGAGAUUGAAAAGGAUUGCAAAGAAGAAGAACCAGUAUUUUAAUUGAAAAACUAAUUUUUUGUGAAAAAAGAGGUUAAGCACUUUUCGAAAUGCAAAUCUUCGUGAAGACCCUAACUGGCAAGACCAUUACUCUGGAGGUGGAACCAUCUGAUACCAUCGAAAAUGUGAAGGCCAAGAUCCAAGACAAAGAAGGUAUUCCCCCAGAUCAACAGCGUUUGAUUUUCGCUGGUAAGCAGUUGGAAGAUGGACGUACAUUAUCCGAUUACAACAUCCAAAAGGAGUCCACCCUCCAUUUGGUCUUGCGUUUGCGCGGUGGUAUGCAAAUCUUCGUUAAGACCUUGACCGGCAAAACCAUCACCUUGGAGGUCGAGCCAUCUGAUACCAUUGAGAAUGUGAAGGCCAAAAUCCAAGACAAAGAAGGUAUUCCUCCAGAUCAACAACGUUUGAUUUUCGCUGGCAAACAAUUGGAGGACGGACGCACAUUGUCUGAUUACAAUAUUCAGAAGGAAUCUACUUUGCAUUUAGUUUUACGCCUUCGUGGAGGUAUGCAAAUAUUCGUUAAAACUUUAACUGGUAAAACGAUUACAUUGGAAGUUGAGCCUUCCGAUACAAUUGAGAAUGUUAAGGCUAAAAUCCAAGACAAGGAAGGUAUUCCCCCAGAUCAACAGCGUUUGAUUUUCGCUGGUAAGCAGUUGGAAGAUGGACGUACAUUAUCCGAUUACAACAUCCAAAAGGAAUCUACCCUCCAUUUGGUCUUGCGUUUGCGUGGUGGCAUGCAAAUCUUCGUUAAAACUUUGACCGGCAAAACCAUCACCUUGGAAGUCGAACCAUCUGAUACCAUCGAGAAUGUCAAGGCCAAGAUCCAAGAUAAGGAAGGUAUUCCCCCAGAUCAACAACGUUUGAUCUUUGCCGGCAAACAACUGGAAGACGGACGCACUUUGUCUGACUACAACAUCCAAAAGGAGUCUACCCUUCAUUUGGUCCUGCGUUUGCGCGGUGGUAUGCAAAUCUUCGUUAAGACCUUGACCGGCAAAACCAUCACUUUGGAGGUCGAACCAUCAGAUACCAUCGAGAAUGUCAAGGCCAAGAUCCAAGAUAAGGAAGGUAUUCCCCCAGAUCAACAACGUUUGAUUUUUGCCGGCAAACAACUGGAAGACGGACGCACUUUGUCUGACUACAACAUCCAAAAGGAGUCUACCCUUCAUUUGGUAUUGCGUUUGCGCGGUGGUAUGCAAAUCUUCGUUAAGACCUUGACCGGCAAAACCAUCACUUUGGAGGUUGAACCAUCAGAUACCAUCGAGAAUGUGAAGGCCAAGAUCCAGGACAAGGAAGGUAUUCCUCCAGAUCAACAACGUUUGAUCUUUGCCGGCAAGCAGCUAGAAGAUGGACGCACCUUGUCCGACUACAACAUCCAAAAGGAAUCUACUCUCCAUUUGGUCUUGCGUUUGCGUGGUGGCAUGCAAAUUUUCGUUAAAACUUUGACCGGCAAAACCAUCACCUUGGAAGUUGAGCCAUCUGAUACCAUUGAGAAUGUGAAGGCUAAAAUCCAAGACAAGGAAGGUAUUCCCCCAGAUCAACAACGUUUGAUCUUUGCCGGCAAGCAGUUGGAAGAUGGACGCACUUUGUCUGACUACAACAUCCAAAAAGAAUCUACCCUUCAUUUGGUCCUACGUCUACGUGGUGGCAUGCAAAUCUUCGUAAAGACUUUGACCGGCAAAACCAUCACCUUGGAGGUCGAGCCAUCUGAUACCAUCGAGAAUGUGAAGGCCAAGAUCCAAGACAAAGAAGGUAUCCCUCCAGAUCAACAACGUUUGAUCUUUGCCGGCAAACAACUGGAAGACGGACGCACUUUGUCUGACUACAACAUCCAAAAGGAGUCUACCCUUCAUUUGGUCCUGCGUUUGCGUGGUGGUAUGCAAAUUUUCGUUAAGACUUUGACGGGCAAGACCAUCACCUUGGAAGUCGAACCAUCAGAUACCAUCGAGAAUGUGAAGGCCAAGAUCCAAGACAAGGAAGGUAUCCCUCCAGAUCAACAGCGUUUGAUUUUCGCUGGUAAGCAGCUGGAAGAUGGACGUACAUUAUCCGACUACAACAUCCAAAAGGAAUCUACCCUCCAUUUGGUGCUACGUCUUCGCGGAGGCGCAUUCUAAAUUUAAAUAGAAAAUGAAAACCAAAUUCAAAAUUCAAGAGUAUUCAUUGUAUCUCGUUAUUUUAGCUCUAUUUUGUAUUUAAAAGCUUUUUACAUCAGUUCUGAUUAAAAAUUGAAA
Molecule: messenger RNA, 2418 nt
Organism: Ceratitis capitata (Mediterranean fruit fly)
Lineage: Eukaryota; Metazoa; Arthropoda; Insecta; Diptera; Tephritidae
Product: polyubiquitin-C
Exons: 2
Coding region: 241-2301 (686 amino acids)
Biological process (GO): modification-dependent protein catabolic process; protein ubiquitination
Cellular component (GO): cytoplasm; nucleus
Molecular function (GO): ubiquitin protein ligase binding; protein tag activity
Source: RefSeq, a predicted model, not a curated record